UGUUAAUAUAAAACGGGAUGUUUAACAUGGUGUCAGGUGUGUAGUUAAACGAGCCUGAAAGAAACAUGGCGAAACCAGAAACUAGUGAAAUAAGUCGACCAAUUUCUCACCUAAAACCACCUACUGAAUUUGACUUCGACGUUUCAAAUGUAGCGCACUCAUGGAAACGUUGGCGAGAAGAGGUAGAGCUGUAUAUGGAAUUGGCUAUGGUUGGAAAGAAAGAAGAGACGAUAGUUAAACUCUUUCUGUACAUUGUUGGAAGUCAAGGUCGAGAAAUAUACGAGACAUUAUCGUUUGAUCAAGAACCCGAAAAGCGGAGCUUUAAAGAUAUUGUUGAAGCAUUCUCGAACUAUUGUGACCCGAAGAAAAACGAGACGGUAGAGAGAUACAAGUUCUUUACAAGAGUGCAAGAAGCGGGAGAAACAUUAGAUAAGUUUAUCACAGAUGUGAAAAUUCUGGCUGCAACGUGUAACUUUGAACAGCUUAAAGAAUCAUUGAUCCGAGACCGAAUAAUUUGUGGCAUGACUGACUCGAAGCUACGACAGGACUUGUUAAAAAUACCUGAACUGAGCCUAGAUAAAUGCAUACAGAAUUGUCGCGCAGCUGAACUAUCAAAAGAACGAAGUAAAGAGAUCGAAGACAACGAUAGGAUUUAUGCUUUCAACGCUGGACAGGGCGGUAAGCAAAAUAGAAGCCGAAAGGUAAGAGACGAAUAUAAUUCUAAACAGUUGAACAAUGCCGUAGGCGUAGACAGGAAAUGCAAAUAUUGUGGGGGUAUGCAUGAAUGGAACAAAACAAAGUACCCUGCGUAUGGGAAAGAAUGCCGAAAGUGCCGUAAAUUAAAUCAUUUUGCCUCUGUUUGCAAAACUAAAAGACAAACAGUUAAAAAGGUAGACACUUCUAGUGAUAGCAGCGACUAUGAGGAAAUUAAAAUGGUAAAAGUGGACGAUAAGAGAAAGCCAGAAAAAUCAUCAAGCACAAAACAAUUCCCAAAGCGAUUAUAUGCCUCAAUAACUGUUGGUAAACAGCCGGUGAAUUUUCAAUUAGACAGUGGCGCGACAUGCAAUGUCAUUUCAUUAUCUAUGUUAGAGCGGUGUUUAGGAAAAGUUCAAUUGAAAGGAACAAGCCGAGUUCUCAAGAUGUAUAACAAAGCAACGGUACAACCGGUCGGACAAUGUGUGUUACAAUUAAAAAAUGAGAAAACUGGCAAAAGCUAUGAAACUGAAUUUGUUGUUUUGAAACAAGAAUGCACACCAUUGUUAGGCAGUGAAACAAUUCAACAAAUGAGUCUAAUUACAGUCAGAUACGAGAAUAUAUUAUUGUUGUCGGUUAAAUCGAGUAAAACAGCGUUGACUAAAGAUACCCUUAUUGAACAAUAUUCAGAUGUUUUUCAGGGAACUGGCAAAUUUGACGAACAAUAUCAUGUAACAAUUGAUCCAGAUGCAACACCUGUGGUUCAUCCACCAAGACCAGUACCUAUUGCACUGAAAGACGAUUUGAAAGCAGAAUUGGAGAGGUUAGAGUCUGAAGGCAUUCUUAAAGUGGUAACCGAACCGACAUCUUGGGUUUCGAAUAUGGUUAUUGUUAGAAAACCAACUGGCAAGCUACGUAUAUGUAUAGACCCGAAGGAUCUGAAUAAAGCUACCAGACGCAGCCACUAUCCAACGAUAGACGAGAUUUUGCCUGACCUGAGAGAAGCAAGAGUGUUCAGUGUAUUCAACGUGAGAAAUGGGUUUUGGCAUGUGGAGCUAGACGAAGAAAGUUCCCUACUGACCACCUUUAUAACCCCAUUUGGCCGUUAUCACUGGCUGCGGAUGCCAUUUGGUCUGACAAGUGCACCAGAAGAGUUUCAACGACGCCAACAUCGUGUUAUAGAGAAUCUUCCAGGAGUGGUAGCAAUUCACGAUGACAUCCUGGUGAUUGGUAACGGUGCUACGCGUGAAGAAGCACAGCGAGAUCAUGAUGUGAAAGUUCAUGCAUUAAUGCGUCGAUGUCGUGAGAAGAACACCACGUUGAAUGCAGAUAAAGUCAAACUGAGUUGUAAUGAAGUUACAUUCAUGGGUCAUUUGUUGACAGACGAAGGACUGAAGCCUGAUCCAGACAAGGUGAGAGCAAUCUUAGAGAUGCCUAAGCCAACAGAUGUAGCUGCAGUUCGUAGAUUGAUUGGUUUUGUGAACUAUUUACAAAGAUUCUUGCCGAACCUGAGUGGAGUAUGUGAACCUUUGAGGAAACUAACCCAUAAAGAUACAGUGUGGCGAUGGACCGGGGAACAACAGCAAGCGUUUGACACUAUGAAACAGUUAGUUGGCGAGAUAACGAUCCUUAAGUAUUACCAGCCUAGUGAAGAGCUUACUCUACAAUGUGAUGCAUCUGAAAAAGGCUUGGGAGCAGUUAUUUCCCAAAAUGGACAGCCACUUGCGUUUGCAAGUAGAGUGUUAUCUCGAGCAGAAGUCAACUAUGCUCAGAUCGAGAAAGAGCUUCUGGCCGUGCUCUUUGGUUUGGAGAAAUUUCGCCAGUACACAUACGGUCGUCCAGUGCAAGUCCAAUCUGAUUAUAAGCCAUUGGAAAGUAUAAUGAAAAAACCCCUACAUAUGGCUCCAAGAAGAUUGCAGAGAAUGUUGUUAAGACUGCAAGGAUAUGAUAUUGAUUUGGUGUAUCGAAGUGGAAAGAAUAUGGAGCUUGAUAUUUGUGGUGUUACUCUGAGUCUAUAUCCACACCGGGCAAGCUUGAAAAAUAUGCCCGGCCACGGUGGGAUUCGAACCUACGACCUUUGGAAUACUAGCCCAAUGCUCUUCCAACUGAGCUACGUGGUCAGGACGGAUCAGUAAGUGAUAUUUCGGAACAGAAUCUAGUUCCUUCGAUACCAAUGUAUUCUAGUAAUAUGAAUUUUUUUUCUGUGUUGGUGUAGUGUACUCAGGUGAAUAUGAUAUUUGUGGUGUCGAGCAUAUCUUCAAGACGGUGGAACCCCGGUCGAGAUUGAAGUAGAGUCGAUCAAUGUGAUGCAUAGUUUACCCGUUGACUCAGCAAGAUUGGAUGAUAUCCGAGCGAGUAUGGAAACUGAUGAAUGUAUGCAAGAGCUGAAGAAAGUCAUUUUGAAGGGUUGGCUAGAUAAGAGAAGUGACGUUCCAGGGCAAGCGAGACAAUAUUUUGGUGUGCGUGACAAAUUGACAGUUCAAGAGGGUUUGAUUUUUCGAGGUGAAAGUGUGUUAGUUCCGAAUGAUCUGAGAAAGCAGAUGAUUCAACGUAUUCAUUCGACUCGUAUAGGGGCAGACGGAUGUCUACGUCGUGCCAGAGAAUCUAUCUAUUGGCCAGGAAUGACCAGAGAUAUUAAAGAUCACACUGCACAGUGCAAUGUAUGUAGAUCGUUUGACAAUAAGCAAUCCAAAGAAACAUUGAGAUCUCACGAAGUGCCCAAUAGACCAUGGGCAAAAGUCGGAGUUGACAUCUUUACGUUUAAUGAACGAAAUUAUCUGAUAACUGUUGACUAUUUUCACACCGGGCUAGAAGAGUGUUGA
Molecule: messenger RNA, 3515 nt
Organism: Paramuricea clavata
Lineage: Eukaryota; Metazoa; Cnidaria; Anthozoa; Malacalcyonacea; Plexauridae
Source: the annotation of a GenBank genome assembly